Messenger RNA from Cadophora gregata, 2604 nucleotides. RefSeq lists its product as uncharacterized. Gene Ontology annotation, cellular component: intracellular membrane-bounded organelle. Gene Ontology annotation, biological process: magnesium ion homeostasis. The record is from RefSeq and is a predicted model, not a curated record. Bases 1 to 2604 code for a protein of 867 amino acids. The transcript has 5 exons. NCBI's taxonomy places the organism in Eukaryota, Fungi, Ascomycota, Leotiomycetes, Helotiales, Ploettnerulaceae.
AUGGCGUGUCUUUGCUCGAGUCUAUCGGAAAGUACUGAGCAUCUCCAUGGACGGCGCGAUGACCACAGUGGCGCCUGGACGGAUCGAGAUUACAGCUAUACCGUAUUCUAUGGCGGAGCGCAGAUUGCGAUGAUUGCCGUUGCAGCGAUCUUGGUUAUCAUCUGUGCUCUGUUGACUGGCCUAACGUUGGCAGUCUGUGGACUUGACAUCAACUAUCUACAACUGAGAACCGUCACUGGAACCCCACAAGAGAGACGCCAGGCCCAGGAAGUUAUUCGGAUGAAGCGUCGGGCAAGCUGGAUGCUCUGCUCCUUGAUACUCUGCUCGGUUGCAUGUAGCCAAACAUUCCCCUUUGUCGUACAGAGUGUGUGGCAUGGUCCACAAUUCUGGGUUCCUGUCCUCAUUUCUACCGUAACGAUGACUAUAUUCGUGGAAAUCAUACCUCAAUACUUGAUUCCACAGCAGGCCAUUGCGUGGGGGUAUUACUGCUGGCCAGUGAUCUGGGGCUGCAUGUGGGCCACAUGUUUCAUUACAUUCCCUUUAGGAUGGUUGCUGGACAAGUCGCACGCGAAGAAAGAUAGGGUCGGUAUUUUCACAAAUAACGAGCUUCAAGCCGUCAUCAAGUAUCAUAAACAAUCUGAAAAGCGUGGGGGCAGAGUUGGCCAAGACGCAGCGAGGAUUAUGCUUGGUGCCUUGAAGCUCGACUCUCGGAUGAUCGGUCACGUGCAAUCGUCGCAGUCCAUCACCGACGAGCAGGACAUCGAGAAAGCGGAUUUGUUUUUUGAUCAAAGUAUCAUCGUGAAGUGGGAUGCAGUCAAGACUGUCGAUAUCAAUGACACUGUUGACGAAGCUUUCAUCCAAAUGGUUCAGAGCUGGUCUUACAGCCGGAUACCUGUCGUCAGAAAUUCCGCGAAAGCGACAAGCCAAGAUGGCAAAGAUUCCGAGACCAAAAGCUGGGAAGGCAGCAGGAUCUUUGGAUUUCUACAUGUCAAGAACCUCGUUGGCAUUGACACCAAGACCCCAGCAAAGACCGAAAACAAUCUCAGAGUCAAGGACCUCAGGCUGUACCCACUACCAAUCGUUACGGCAGAUAUGUCAGUCUACGAGCUUCUCAAUAUAUUCCAGCUGGGAAUAUCAAGAAUGGCGAUCGUGGUUCAGGAAUGCUCAGCUGCUAGCAGCGGCAGCAACGGCUCGCCACUGUGGACAGCAACUGAUAGUACCAAUGCAGAUCUCAUGUCAAAUUUGAAAGGGGCGAAAGGCAAAUCCUAUUGGACAUGGGAUUAUCUCAAGUUUUCCCGCGCAGCAGCAGCUGAACACCACCCAAGGCAGAAUGUUCUGGGAGUUGAGUGUCCUAAACCACUCGGGAUUGUCACAUUCGAAGACAUUAUCGAUACGAUUCUUCAGAAAAAUAGCAGAGAUGAGCGGGAUUUCUUCGAUCGAGAAUGCUCAUACCCGCCGACAAAAUUCAAGAAGAGCGGAGACUAUUCUCCAAACUCAAGCGCGCUCAAGACAGAUAAACCCCUGCUACGUUUCCCAAGGAGGGCACACAUAACCUUUGAACGGUCCGCCAAUCCAGGUACCAUGCGGAAGCGAAACGUGUCCAACAAGGUCAGUGCCCUUGAUGGCGCAGAUGAUCGCUUCGACAGAUAUUAUGCUUCUAGCAUGCGAUUUCCGAAAAGUAGACGCCAGUCUACGAGUAGUUCAUAUACAGUCAAUAGUGCAGGCGGAUUUCAUGGCGUGGAUGAGUCUGGUAAUGUCAUGGACAAUGCCAACUUGAUGACGGCAAUGGAGAUUGUUGAAAUGGCCAAUACUUUCUCUUCAGAUUGCGCUGGAAAUUCUGAUUCGUGUGUCGAUGCGGCAAGCCUACCAAUGCGCAGAUCCGAGAGUGUCGUAUCAGCAAAGAAAGGGCAGCUUAUUAGUGGUCCAACGCUGCCUCCAUUACGUCGGUUCGCCCCGUUCACCAGAGACAAUACUUCCGGAUGUGAAGGAGAAGCUGAGGACCAAGAGGGUGACGAGAUGAGUGGCCUAUCAAUACCGGUUCUCCCGAUAGACCAAGGUCCAUUACCCGCCGUCGAUGUGCAGCUGAGCUACAACCCUGAGACUUCUGGAAUCGAUAUAGAAGACAUAGAAGACACGCUUGAAGCCGUAGUUCUAUCCGUCCAUACCCGUGAGAGAAGUGGCGAAACAGCGUCGUUAAUCUCCUGGUCCUCGGAUGAUGAUGCUCAGCAGAUGACGCGUGUACACGAUGCAUCCCCAACUCUAACUGGUGAAAACCAGGGGCUGUCACCUGGAUGUAAAAGUCUUGGAAAGCCCAUUGAGGCGAAAGAGAAUGAACAGACUAAACCAUACGACGGUUUCCCGCCGGAGCUGCUUGACAACACAAAGAAGGAAAACUGCCUACCAGAAUAUCUUUCUAAGACAUUACCACGAUCGAUCGGGGCUGAGCUCGAUCUGGAGAAGCUUGCAGAAACGACCAAUGAUGUUCCCCUCCCUGCAAAAGAAGGACGCUUCCAUGAUGACAGGUCCCUCCUACCUAGCCAGAGACAUUUACUAGAACAAGACCCACUUAAUAUUGGUACAAGAAGCUCCAGUCUGUGGUUUUGA